GUAAGAAUUUAGAGUGAGCGCAGUGAGAGUAAAUUGCGUACUAGCAGAGGAGUUCGAAGUUUGCCCUGUCUUCCUUGCACCUCUGAUUGGAAAGUACUGUUUUGAGAAUCAUUCUGAAGAUUACCCAAAAUUGAAAAGAUGAUUAAGACCCUUUUUAGUACUAAAAAAGACUCGAGGAGAACUAGUUUCAAUAAUAAUGAAGAGCAAGAGGAGCAAGUUAGAGAAAAACUUCAGAACUGGAAUCCUCCAAAGGUCAAGGCUAAUGAUGUUUACCACAAGAGCGGAAUCUUUGAGUCCAAGUCACACUAUGAAAUAAAAAAGGUACAGAAAACACUCCCAAUCCGGAAUGAAUAUGAAGAUUUCCUAUUAAUCGAUAGAAACACAAUACAAGAGCAUGAGCAACAGUACAAUUACCUCCAUAUUGGAUUAAUCCAAGUAGCUGUGAAACCUUUGACUACAAAGGGAUUAAAUAGCUCUGUGCUGGUUUGCCUUCGCGAUGGUCGCUGUCUUGACUUCAAUGCUUCUCAAAUAGCCAUGGUCGAGUCAUCCCUGUCUAAUGGCCCAAUAUAUUUCAAUUGUUAUCCAAACUUCCCGGUAUCUUUAACAGAUCGUUGGAUCCUUGAUGUUUUUAGCCUCAACAUAAAAACUCACGGAUUCGAGAGAGAUGGGAGUUCAGAAGAUAUUGUCAUUGUUUACAAAGUUUGUUACAAACUAGUGACCACAGUUAUGAUUGACAUGAAGGCAAAAUUCAGUCACUCGAAUGGCAAAACACCAUUUAUUCAGACAAAUCUUCUCAGAAACAAUGUUGCAGUCUCAAACACUACUGAAUGGGCGUCGGUGGAAAUCCCAGAAAGAUGGAGAGUUAUAAAUGAAGCCCACCGAAGACCACAACCAAGUCCAAAUAUUUGAUGAGAUCAUAAAAAGAUGGGUACUUGGAGACUUAGCCCGGCAAUGAGCUUGGAAAGAGUUUGAUCUGGAUUAGAUGACCCUAUCCAAAUUCUAGUUCAAGCAUGUCAUUUAUGCUAUGCCCUGGAUCAUAUUUGUGCGAGUUUAUUGAGCUUUUUUCACUUAUAGCGCCCUGCGCUCUGCUUUGCUGUAUGCUGUAUAGAAGAGGACCCUUGUCUUGAGACUAGAGAGUGAAAAGCAAGAGAGGCCUGGCUUAUAGCUUCUAAGGCUUCAUCUGAAUUUGAAAUGUCAUGAGUUUCCGAUUUAUGAAGUUUUAAAAAUGUCAAAAUGU
Molecule: messenger RNA, 1237 nt
Organism: Ilex paraguariensis (yerba mate)
Lineage: Eukaryota; Viridiplantae; Streptophyta; Magnoliopsida; Aquifoliales; Aquifoliaceae
Source: the annotation of a GenBank genome assembly